UGCGGACCCGGGUGAGGUCAAACCCCUGCCGGGGAGAGGUGCGCGGAGGUUCCGCGCCGCUCGGGGCAGUCCCGGCCGUGCGCCGCUAGGGGGCGCGCAGGAGCCGUUCCGCCCCCGGCAGGAAGCAGGAAGGGAAGCACACGGGGCAGGCCCCGGCGCCGGGCGGGCUCGGGGCGGCGAGCGGGAGGUCUCCUCCCUUGUCCCGGCUCCUCGGUGCUCCACCCUGGAGUGGCUGAGGACAUGGUGGUCCUGCGGGCUGGGCUCUGCCCGGGUCUCACUGAAGAGAUGAUCCAGCUCCUCAGGGCAGGUGGCAUCAGGACAGUGGUGGACUUUGUGGCAUCAGACCUGGAGGAUGCUGCCCAGAGGUGUUCCUUGUCUUACAAGGCACUAGUUGCAGUGAGACGUGUGCUCCUGGCCCAGUUCUCUGCCUUCCCUGUCAAUGGAGCAGACCUCUAUGAGGAGCUCAAGAGCUCCACAGCCAUCCUGCCCACCGGGAGCCCAAGCCUGGACCAGCUGCUGGACUCUGGGCUGUACACAGGGGAGGUGACAGAGCUCAUGGGAGCGCCAGGCAGUGGCAAAACGCAGGUGUGCCUGGGCAUUGCAGCCAGCGUGUCCCUUGGCCUCAAGCAGCAGGUCCUGUUUCUCGACUCCACGGCAGGCUUCACUGCCUCCCGCCUCAGCCAGAUCUAUGGAGCCCAGACAGGGGACAAGCAAGAGCAGCUGGAGGCCCUGCAGCGGGUCCAGGUUGUCCAUGUGUUUGACAUCUACGAGAUGCUGAGAGCCUUGCAGGAGCUGCGGGAUGGUCUCUCCCAGCAGGUGGUGAGCUCCGUGGGACCUCUCAAGGUGGUGGUGAUCGACUCGGUCUCGGCUGUGAUCUCCCCGCUGCUGGGCGGCAGGCAGGCGGAGGGUCUGGCCAUCAUGAUGCAGCUAGCCAGGGAGCUGAAGACACUGGCCAGGGAGUUCAGCCUUGCCAUUGUGGUGACCAACCAGGUGACAAGGGACAGCAGCAGCAGUGGUGCACUGAAGCCAGCCCUGGGGCGCUCCUGGAGUUUCGUGCCCAGCACCCGAGUGCUGCUGGAGAGCAAAGAAGGCAGCAGGGGGAGAGGCAGCAGGCAGCACCUGGCCUGCUUGGCAAAGUCAGCCCGGCAGCCAACUGGGAUACAGGUGGAGCUGGAUAUUGGAGAUGGUGAUGUGCAGGAGCUGAGCCCAGCAACACCCACAGAGGGGCCCUGAUGCAGGUGAAGAAGCAAAUAUGCAGGUCCAGGAGAGCUGCAAAGGCAAGCAAGCACACUAAAGCUUUUACAGGCUGCCUCUGGGAGCCCUGCAGCCCUGGGAAGCACCAACAUGAAGAAGCUUUUGAUCUUCUGUGCUGGGGAGAAAAUAACCAUGGGGGUCCCUGGAGGUGUCCUUGCCCCAGCAGAUGCAGCCCAUGGUGGCUGGGCAGUGUGGGCAGCACCACAACCAAGUCCUCUCCUCCUGUUGCAGGCUCGUGUCCAACCAGCAGAGCCAGCCCUGUCCUAAGGUGUUGGCUUGAGUCCAGCUGGCACAUCCCUGCAGAGGCCCUGGUGGGUUUGUUCCCCCCUGGAUCCCCUGUCCCAGAGCUCUGAUGCUCUGUGGGCAGCCCACAGUGGCCUCAGCUUGGAAGCUGCAUCCAGCUGUGGGUGGUGAGAGCUGGAAUUCAGUUAAGGGCAACUGCUGUUAACUUCAUUAAACUGAUGAGGUUUAGUCCCUAGCAGGACUGGGGUGGGACAGGCUCCUGAUGAGCAGGGACACAACUGGAUGCUUGAUCUGACCUCCCUAGGACACCACCAGGGCCCUGCAGGGAGCUGCUAUGAAGAAUUGCUGUUAACUGCUGGAGGUUAUGAUCUGGAUCAUCUGGGGUGGCUGAGUCCUGAUGGGCACCAGCUGGGCCUGUCUGCUGCUCAGUGGCAUGUGGUGAUGCUGAAAUAAUCUCUCCUUGCUCCACUGCUUUCCAGCUGCUCUGCCCUGAGCUGGGCAACCUCCUGAGGGCUUGGGCAGUGCUGGGGAGGAGAUGGGAGGCUUGGAUAGAGCAUUGCCUCUUCUCUUCAUCCCAGAUGUCUCAGACAACCUCAUCCUCUGCUUCUUAAGAAGCCUCCUGGGCCAUGGCUUGCUUAAACACUGCUGCUGUGGGGACUGAGGCUGGUCAGGGCAUGCUGAUUAAACUGCUGCCACACCAGGAAGCUCCUGGAGCCUGAUUUAGCCUACCUUUGGGUGCUGAUUUCUGCAGAGCAGCUGUGACACCAAGCAGCCCUGUGUUCCUGAGGGAAGAGGCAGCUAAAGGGGCAGCUGAGGGGUUCUCAAGAGGCAAGGGUUUUGUUUUGCAUGUCCAUAGCAGUUGUGCCUCCAAAACCCACACUCUCAGUGCUCCCAGAAUGCAGGUCCCACCUCCUCCAGGACCUCCUCCAUGGUGGCCACCCAGCCCCGUGGCAGCAAAGGGGGCAGAGCAAGGUGUGAAGGUGACAGCAGCUGUGCCACCAGAUGAUUUUCAGUGGAAAUAAAAGGCAUUUUCUAACUCA
Pogoniulus pusillus (Red-fronted tinkerbird) is the source of this 2537-nucleotide messenger RNA. It is a transcript of the gene RAD51D, whose product is annotated as RAD51 paralog D. The record is from RefSeq and is a predicted model, not a curated record. NCBI's taxonomy places the organism in Eukaryota, Metazoa, Chordata, Aves, Piciformes, Lybiidae. The transcript has 11 exons. Gene Ontology annotation, cellular component: Rad51B-Rad51C-Rad51D-XRCC2 complex; centrosome; replication fork. Gene Ontology annotation, biological process: telomere maintenance; DNA strand invasion; reciprocal meiotic recombination. Gene Ontology annotation, molecular function: ATP binding; single-stranded DNA binding; ATP-dependent DNA damage sensor activity. The coding region runs from base 241 to 1233 and encodes 330 amino acids.